Microbotryum saponariae is the source of this 728-nucleotide messenger RNA. The record is from the annotation of a GenBank genome assembly. Lineage: Eukaryota; Fungi; Basidiomycota; Microbotryomycetes; Microbotryales; Microbotryaceae.
AUGGCCACCCCCACAAACGAACCCGCGUCCACAAUUGCUCCUCCCCCCGCCGCUCAAGACCCGACCAAGCUCAACUUUGACGAACUCGGCGAUGCGAACCGUCGCGCUCAGAUCGAUGUACGUCACCAAGUUCUGACCUCGGCCUCCGCAAGCCGCCUUAGGACCCGCUGACGAGUGCGUACUACUUGAACCGACCACAAGGGAAUCGCUUCCGGUGCAGCGGCCGCUUUCUUGGCGGGCCAAAUCUCGACCCGUUUGCUCAAGCAGGGAAGGAAUGCCGGUCUGUUGAGUGGACUGAUGUCAGUUCGAUCGGUCACCCCCACUUGAGCACAAAGUCGAAGCUUCGAUCGGCUACCGUCGCUCCGAACACUUUGUCUGACCAUGCUUUGAACUGUAAAAACAUUCUACCUAUAUAGUGCUGGAGUAGGCGUAGGGUAUGUCGACAUUUCCCCCGCCGCAUAGGCAAUGCAGUGGCAACUCAACCCUCCUCCUCGUCCCCUUCUCAUUCCAGCUACCUCAUGACCGGCCACUCCCUCUCCAUCUACCUCCACCAAGCCCAACAAUCCCGUCUCGCGCUCCGAGCCCGUCUAGCCGAAUCCUCCUCCUCAGGAUCCCCAGCCGACGGGACCUCGCCCGAACAAGCGUGGGAUUUGAAUCGUCACGAGGGAGGCGUCGGAGGAAUGGAGGUCAUGACGGACAAGUAUAGGUCCACGAGUGGGGACCACUAG